AUGGAGGAGCAUCUGUACCCUUUCACCAUUGGCGCUGUCCCAAGCUGGGAAUCUGGAUACUUUAAAGGUCGCAGCGGCGUACGGUGCGGACCUUCACAUGCGCUUUCCUUAUCACUUAUGCGACCAGGCGUUGGGCAUUUGGGGAUAAAGUCCACGAUAUCGACCGCGGGCCGGAGAUGGCUGAAGACGAUGAAAAGCACGACUAGGCUUGGGCUGCUCCGUUACAUGUUGCAUCCAUGCAGGGCCGAUACGAAAUCGUCGAAUGGCUCAUCGAGUAGGGCGUUAACCUGGAGAAUCCUGGGCGAUAUCUCUGCGGAUGCGUCCCUAUUAUUCGUCGCCCAGUCCCCCCACUUGAGGAAGACGACUACCGGCCAGCUUUGA
Molecule: messenger RNA, 381 nt
Organism: Colletotrichum orchidophilum
Lineage: Eukaryota; Fungi; Ascomycota; Sordariomycetes; Glomerellales; Glomerellaceae
Exons: 1
Coding region: 1-381 (126 amino acids)
Source: RefSeq, a predicted model, not a curated record